Molecule: messenger RNA, 878 nt
Organism: Belonocnema kinseyi
Lineage: Eukaryota; Metazoa; Arthropoda; Insecta; Hymenoptera; Cynipidae
Exons: 3
Coding region: 100-555 (151 amino acids)
Source: RefSeq, a predicted model, not a curated record
CUGACAUUCCUACCAUAGUGCCCGUUCAGUAAACAUCAUCGGAACUUUCUCUCCCAUCCUGUGAUUUUUUUGUGUGUGUGUGUUAAGAAAACACUCAAAAUGGAUGUUAAAAUCGCCAAUCUCGCCAUAGUGCUCACAAUUGCUCUUUUCCUUCCAUCAGCCAGAGCAUUUAGAUGUUAUGCUUGUACCACCACCAAUGAUAGAAAUAGUGAAUGUGCGGUUUUAAAUAAUUUACAGACAACUUUAUGUACUGUAAGAGCUUAUGAGAAGCUAGCAAAAGUACCCUUUCCUAUUGAAAUAAAAAAAAUAUUUGAGGCAGUACCUCAAGACAGUUAUCCAGUUACAGAGUGGUCCUGUGGAAAACUUGAAUUAGCUGACACGAAUACAGGUUACGGACCAACAACUAACUAUACAAUUAGAACCUGCCUGCCUAAAUUCAAUGGGCCCGAUUUUUGUGAUCGCACAAGAGACAUACUCGAAGCUAAUCCAACUUAUCAGCCUUAUCAGGUCUCACACUGCAGUGAGUGCCAGAAGGAUUCCUGCAACGGAAUAUAAACUUUUUGUUAUUAGCUGCAUCACAUUUAAUGUGAAAUGCCCUCAUACCUACACUGACGAUUUGAAUCACCUGCAUUUACAAGAUAUUAUUUUGUUAUCUUUUAAGAACUUAAUUCGCCUGAAUCUCACCAGAAAAAAAUUAAAUUAGAAGAUUCAAAUUUCGAUAGAUUGAAAUUUGGAUGUCGAAUUAACAAAAAUGUUGCAUGCUGCGAAAUUUGGUCGUAGAUCAGUGUUGAGCUCUAUAUUCAUAUUCAGAAUAUUUUUAUAUAAGUAAUUUCAAUACUGUAUGAAAAACUAUGAAGUUGAAUAAUAAAGAAAUCUCC